AAGUGCAAGAAUCUGUCUUCCAUUUCAAAACUGUUGACAUUUGAUUCUUGAAAGUUGAAAUCUUGUGAAUUGCUUUUGGUCCUUGCUAAAUGAAGCAUUUUCUGAUGCUUGUAUGCUCAACUUCAGAUGGUGGUGAUGCUGUUUUUAGCAGCAAAAAGCAUUUAAGCCAUAAGAGAAAGAGAACAAGAAGGUCACUCGAGCAUUUUGUGGAAAAAUUGGUAAUGAAGGUAAUGGAUAAGCAGGAGGAGAUGCAUAGGCAGUUAAUAGAUAUGAUAGAAAAGAAGGAGAACGAGAGAACAGUAAGAGAAGAAGCUUGGAAGCAGAGAGAGAUUGAAAGAAUUAAAAGGGAUGAGGAGUUAAGAGCCCAAGAAACCUCUCGCAGUUUAGCAAUUAUUUCCUUGAUCCAAAAUUUGCUGGGCCAUGAAAUUCAAAUCUCCCGACCAGCAGAAAACCAAUGUGCAGAAGAUGAUGGAGGUGAAAGCAGCAUCCAGAAGGAGCUAAAAUGUGAUCCAAGUGGAAGGAGAUGGCCUCAGGCCGAAGUACAAUCUUUGAUAUCACUUCGAACGUCACUGGAACAUAAAUUCCGUGCUACAGGCUCAAAAGGAUCGAUAUGGGAGGAGAUAUCAAUUGAGAUGCAGAAGAUGGGUUACAAGCGUUCAGCAAAGAAGUGCAAAGAAAAAUGGGAAAAUAUGAACAAAUAUUUCAAAAGGACCGUUGUAACUGGGAAGGCUAGUAUUGCAAAUGGUAAGACAUGUCCAUAUUUUCAAGAAUUAGAUAUUCUUUAUAGAAAUGGAGUGGUAAAUACUGGAGCUGUCUUUGAUAGUACAAAUACUGAAAAUAAUUCCAAUGCCGAAAGAAGUAUAGAUCCUUUUCAUGAAGAUGCUUUUGUAGAAGGUGAAAGAGAGCAUAUAAAACAGGAGGAGGCAUUGGACAUGGUACAAUUCUAAAAAAGAGAUUUUAAGUACACUAAAGAUCCCUUCGGUUGAUUUUUGCAGCCCAUAUUUAUGAUAAUGCAGAUUCUUCAUGUUUACUCUUAAUCUAUUCAUGGUUGAUUUCCCGGUGGGCUCGCUUUUUGGAAUAUGUUCCAGACAUUUGUGCCCCUAUAGUGACCAAAAGAAAUGUCAAGUUUUCAGUUCGAUGUCAGCAGGAAAUGAGGAGUAGAUUGAGGAGAUACUUGAAUCAAGUUUCUGAGCUGAUGAUGCUUGAAAUUCUUGUAAGUAAAUGGAUAGUAGUUGAAGACAUGUCAUCUUUCUUCCUAUGGAUUUUAAUUUAUCUGGUUAUUGAAUUAGUUAGUUUGUAAGAGGAAUACGUCGAUAUUCUGAAUUCUCCAACAAUUUCUUUAACUAAGGUUAGUUCUUGACAUCAAA
Molecule: messenger RNA, 1367 nt
Organism: Cucumis sativus (cucumber)
Lineage: Eukaryota; Viridiplantae; Streptophyta; Magnoliopsida; Cucurbitales; Cucurbitaceae
Product: trihelix transcription factor GTL1-like
Exons: 2
Coding region: 90-947 (285 amino acids)
Source: RefSeq, a predicted model, not a curated record